UCAGUAUGUUGCGAACGGAGGUUCUUAGGGCAGCCGCCCACUCCGAGCUCGCUCUCUUUGCGUCUGUGCACCUGCUGCUGGACCCGUCCCCUCGUCUCUUUGCCGCAGGCCUCACGCGUCCAUCGAAUUUUCAGGAUGGCAGCUGUAUCAGACGACUUGACCUGGUUGUUGGUCAAGAACAACAAUAGGUUCUUGGUGAAGAUGAAUGGGAACAACAGCAACAGUGUUCAAUUCAGCUCAGAGCCCAACAACCUUUACAACUUGAAUACCUUCAAGCACUCAGGGUUGGCAAACAAGAAAACUGUGGCCAUUGCACCUAGUGAGGGUCUUUCAGUGCUCCUGACCACAACCAAAACCAAGAAGAGAUCUCAACCCGCGAAGUCGAGUCACAACUCUCUUUUGAAGAAGGAUUUCCGCAAGAUGGCGAAGGCUGUUGUCAACCAGGUCGCCACUAAUGGGUACAGGGCCGAUUUGAAGUCAGCUGCUUUGGCCAGGUUGGCUGCCGUUCACAAGAGCUUGCGUGUAGCCAAGGCUGGUGUCACCAAGAAGAAAUCGAAGUCCAGAACUCCGGCAAGGAAGUGAAGUGCCUUAAUGCCUUGAAGAUGGAGACUGCCAAUUACUGGCUUUGUAUCUCCUUGAGUGGAUAUCACGGUUUAUACGAUUGCCCUAAUUUCGACCAUCCAAUUUUUAUUCAUGAAAAACAUAAUUUGGGUAAAACUGAUGUUGGUGAGUACAUGUGGUAAUAUACUAUGUCUCGUGGUCUAAUCUAAGUGCCUUAUAAAUCGUUACACUUUUGUA
Molecule: messenger RNA, 798 nt
Organism: Physcomitrium patens
Lineage: Eukaryota; Viridiplantae; Streptophyta; Bryopsida; Funariales; Funariaceae
Product: large ribosomal subunit protein eL28z
Biological process (GO): translation
Cellular component (GO): ribosome
Molecular function (GO): structural constituent of ribosome
Source: RefSeq, a predicted model, not a curated record